Plasmodium cynomolgi strain B is the source of this 813-nucleotide messenger RNA. RefSeq lists its product as hypothetical. Lineage: Eukaryota; Apicomplexa; Aconoidasida; Haemosporida; Plasmodiidae. The record is from RefSeq and is a predicted model, not a curated record. The transcript is spliced from 2 exons. The annotation marks the transcript as partial.
AUGCCAAGACAUUUAACGGAAGAAGAUAUAGAUAAUUUAACCUCUAAAAUUAAGUAUUCUUAUUUUGAAGAUGGAAAAGAGGGUUGCGAAAAAAUUCAAUUUUACUUAAAUAUAAGCGAUGAGUUUAAAGAAGAAUAUCAGAUUUAUGAUCUUCGUAAAAUAUAUGAAAAAAUUGUAAGAGCUCUUUGCUAUAUAUAUAAGGAAAAAAAGAAGGACAAUGAUAAAUUUGACAAAGAACUUUGUUGGUAUUUGUAUUAUUGGUUAGGUGAUAAAAUAUAUUCUUUAGUACAAGGUGAUAGGAAAGAGUUCUCAAAAAUUAUUUCCAAGAUUUAUUGGGAGCUGAAUGAAAAUAACCCAGACAAAUUUAGAGUGUGUGAAGAUGUUCAUUACCCAAUUGAUCAAGAUAUAUUUGACAAGAAUAAGAUCCUGUUUGAAUAUUCUAUGUAUUAUGAAAAAAUAAAACUUGAUACAACUUAUGUUGAUACAACAUGUGACAAAAAAUAUAAAGAUGUCUUGCAAAAUUAUAUUGAUAUAUAUAGUCAUGCAUAUGAAAAUUGUAAUGGAAAGAACGGAAAAAUAUAUGAUUGUAGUUAUUUUCAUAAGUUAUUCCCAAAAGAUAAACAUGAAAAAUUAAUUUCAUUUAAUUGUAGGAAACAAAACACUACGGUACCUUCCACAGAAACGCAGCGUGGAUUAGGUUAUGAUAGCUCUCUUUUCACGGAACACACUUCUAAAGGUGGAACUACAAAAACUAUUAUAGGUUCAGUUGUUCCAGUAUUAGGGGGUUCUUUUAUUUCUUUUCUACUAUAUAAG